Drosophila grimshawi is the source of this 672-nucleotide messenger RNA. Its product is annotated as pre-rRNA-processing protein TSR2 homolog. Lineage: Eukaryota; Metazoa; Arthropoda; Insecta; Diptera; Drosophilidae. Bases 17 to 622 code for a protein of 201 amino acids. Gene Ontology annotation, cellular component: nucleus. The record is from RefSeq and is a predicted model, not a curated record. The transcript is spliced from 2 exons. Gene Ontology annotation, biological process: maturation of SSU-rRNA from tricistronic rRNA transcript (SSU-rRNA, 5.8S rRNA, LSU-rRNA).
ACUGGCUCAGCACGCGAUGGCAUCGUCGACACAACAAACAGAAUAUCUGAAGAAUUUUCGCUUAAUUGUUGAGAGAAUCUUCAAUAAUUGGCAAAAUUUGCGGCUGGCCGUCGAGCAUGGCAUGGGCGGACGCAAUGGUCAGCAGGUGGCCAUCCAAAUAAUGGAAUACACAUAUGAGUACUGCGUGGGCAACGAGAAUAUAACGCAGGGCGAAUUGCAGGAGGUGAUAGAGGAGCUGAUGGAUCAGGAGUUCAAUACGCUGUGCGACGAUUACUCCAUUCCCGAAAUAUGCCGCAAUCUACUGCGCUACAAGCAAAUGGCGCUGGCCGCACAGUAUCCACAGAUUGAGGCCGAGCUGAGUAAAUUGCCGCAGGGCAAGGAUUGGCUGCGUCCCGAUGUCAAGAUCACAUACACGCCCAUCGACGGCGACUCGUCAUCCGGCGAAGACAUGGACGACGAGGACGCUGACGAUGUGGGCAUGAGCGCCGACGAGAGCGACGAGGAGAAUGCGGUGACGGCAGCGUCAAGCAGCGGUCGCGUCACUCGAUCUCAGACACGCAAACAGCAAGCAGACGAGUUUGUGGAGCCCGAAGAUGGCUGGACGACAGUGCGUCGAAAGUAGACUUAACGCAAUAAAUUCAUCAAAGAAAAAAGGCAGUUUGUUAGUUGUAA